Messenger RNA from Nematostella vectensis (starlet sea anemone), 3421 nucleotides. Its product is annotated as CAP-Gly domain-containing linker protein 3. The record is from RefSeq and is a predicted model, not a curated record. Gene Ontology annotation, molecular function: microtubule plus-end binding. NCBI's taxonomy places the organism in Eukaryota, Metazoa, Cnidaria, Anthozoa, Actiniaria, Edwardsiidae. Gene Ontology annotation, biological process: cytoplasmic microtubule organization. Gene Ontology annotation, cellular component: cytoplasm; nucleus; microtubule plus-end.
CUAGAGGUAUAAAAACGAUGAAGUUUGUUCCGUUUGAGUUUGAACGGUUACGCGAGAAGGACGAGACUACAGAUGAUACGGUCAGGUCAGGUCACACACCCCGAGGCACUCCCCCUCCGUCAAUAUAUGUAACUGAUGUAUUUAACGUGAUGCAUCCGCUGACCGGAAAUGCCAAGUGUACCACGUGCACUGUUGCAGACAUGGAUUUCACGAAAGAAACUGACACCACACAGUGGAACCUAGUCCCCGAAGAAGAUAACGCGCAGCUAGAGUUUGAGGCUAAUCUACCUGAAGGGUGGAUCAUCAGCAAAUCUCGCCAACACGGGCGAAUGUAUUACUUCAACACAGAGACUGCUGAGAGUCGAUGGCAACACCCACUUAUUCCAGAAGACAGCGGUAACCACGAGACUGGAGUGCCGAGUUUUGAUGUCAGUAAUGGCUACACCGCCAGAGAAAACCCUAUCACCCAUCCCGCAUCGGAUCCGGUUUUGUGUGAAAAGUGCCAGAAAAUGGAUCUAACAUUUUUCGACCCAAAUUGUCCAAGCUGCUAUGAUGUCCUUCAACUGCCUACAACAACUAUUCCACAAGUAUUUGCCAUAAUGCGGCAGUGGGUUCCGCAAGUCCAGCAGAACAUUGAGCUGUUUAUCCAAGAGCUAUUGCGACGAGGUGCCCAUCUGAAUGACAGAGAUGGUUUGACAGAUAUGUGUGUUCUGCAUUAUGCCUGUAAAGCAGGGGCUGUGGGGGUAGGAGACAUCGCUGCAGCAAGCAAUGUUAUCAGUGGUCUUAUAGCCAAAGGUGCUGAUGUGUCUCAAAAGUGUCGAUGGACGGAUAUGCUCCCCCUUCACUAUGCUACAUUCUUUGAUGCAGCCCCUGUGAUACGCAUUUUGCUGAAAGAAUCCCAUUCCAAAGAUGUAAAUACCCGCUGUAAAGAGUUUGAAGCAGGGACUGCACUCCACAUAGCAGCCACCAACCUUUGCUUUGAAGCUGCCCGAUGCCUGUUACAGCACGGUGCAGACGCGUACUUGCGUGACAAGCUGAAUCGAACACCGCGGGAGUGUGUCCCGGAUGUCAGCGCAUAUGAUCCGGAAUCCGAGCCUGCGAUCGUUGCUGAAAAGAUGACGCGGUUGCUAUCAGAAGCGGAGCCACUGGAGGCACCCAAACCCGAGACGGAGAAUCAGGAUGCGAAUGAACUGACAAUCGGCGAGCGAGUGUAUAUUGGCGGCACCAAGAGUGGUGUACUGCGAUUUUGCGGCAGGACAGAGUUUGCCUCAGGGGAGUGGGUUGGGGUCGAGUUAGACCAACCAGUCGGCAAAAAUGACGGAUCAGUGGAUGGCGUUCAGUACUUCCAGUGCGAGCCAAAUCAUGGCAUCUUUGCGCCUGCUUCAAAAGUCACCAGGAACGGAACAACGCAGCACAUCUCUCGCCUCAAGCCCCGCGCGUCAAGAAGACCCCCAGGAGAGUCAACACUUGUGACUUCUCAGCCCAAUUCUAGACCCAGUUCUAGACCAAGCUCACGGCCAAACUCGCGUUCCCCUUCUCCUACACCAUCUCCUCGGCUUGAUGACUCGGAAAUAGCACGUGACUUCCAGAUUGGCGAACACGUCCUCGUGGCCGGACAGAAGCCUGGAAUUGUCCAAUUUAUCGGACAGACCCAGUUCGCUUCCGGGUGGUGGCUCGGGAUAGAGUUGUCUAAUCCUGUCGGCAAGAAUGAUGGUUCUGUGGGUGGGGUGCGUUACUUCACGUGUAAACCCCGCUUUGGGGUCUUUGCUCCUGUCGCCAAGGUUACCAAGAAUCCCGAUCCGCCAAAAUUCGAGGAAACCUUCGUAGUACCCACUGCGCCUGCGCCGAAGAUUCAUCACGGCUCCCAUAGUUCGUUGCACGAGACGACCAGCUCACAUGGCUCCCUCAGUGACCUAUCGCGUAUGGACUCGAACCCUGACCUCAGACACUCGUCCAACCGAUCCACCAACUCUUCGAACCCAGACCUCUCUCAGCGCCGUGGUAGCGCAGACAGUAGGUCAGGUUCCAAACCACAAAAGAAGGCCCCAAAUGCGGAGUUCAGACUAAGCGAGGGCAUGAGCAUUCUCGUAAAUAGCGAGUUGGGCGUAGUACGGUACAUCGGAGAGACGGAUUUUGCCGAAGGAAUCUGGCUUGGAGUUGAGAUGCGAAAACCAGUCGGAAAAAAUGAUGGCUCUGUGAAUGGAAAGCGAUAUUUCACUGUCAAACCGAAUUAUGGCCUAAUGGUGCGCCCGGGGAGAGCCUCGUGCAGAGGAAUCAACUGCGCUAAGCUUGUGGAGGAAGUGACGUCAUAGAGAUCAACUGCGCUAAGCUUGUGGAGGAUGUGACGUCAUAGAGAUCAACUGGACUUAGCCUCUACAGGAUGUGACGUCAUAGCGAUCAACUGCGCUAAGCUUGUGGAGGAUGUGACGUCAUAGAGAACAACUGGACUUAGCCUCCACAGGAUGUGCCGUCAUAGCAAUCAACUGCGCUAAUCUUGUAGAGGACGUCAUAGAUUGAACAAUGCGCUAUGCUUAUAGAGGAUGUGACAUCAUUGUAUGAACAAUGCGCUGAGCUUGUAGAGGAUGUGACGUCAUAGAUUGAUCAAUUAGUCCAAGUUCAUGGAGUAUGUGACGUCACAGACAUCAACUGCGCUAAUCUUGUGGAGGACGUGACGUCACAGACAUCAACUGCGCUAAUCUUGUGGAGGACGUGACGUCACAGACAUCAACUCCACUAAGCUUGCAGAGGAUGUGACGUGAAAAGAUUGAUCAAUAAGGCCAAGUUCGUGGAUGCUGUGACAUCAUAUAGAUCAAACGGCGCUACGCAUGAGAAGAUGUGACGUCACAGACAUCAACUGCGCUAACCUUGUGGAGGAUGUGACGUCACAGAGGGAUCAUUUACAACCAAGCUAGUGAGCUCGUGAUAUUUGUAUAAGUUGCGCUGAACUUGUAGAGGAUAUAGCGUCUUAGAGAAGUCAUCUGCGCUGAGCUUGUUCAAAGGGAAGAUGCAUGUGAAAGGAUGAAACGUCAUAGAGUGUUACCCUGCAUAAGAUACAAUACACCAAAAACUGGAGUUCGACUCUGCCAAAUUUUCGUCUUUAAUAAGACUUGUUCAAGGCAGUCUGCCCUGAAGAAGUCUUAUUAAAGACGAAAAUUUGUCAGAGUCGAACUCCAGUUUUUGGUGUAUUGUAUUCAUUGUUCUGGUACGGGAUCACGACAGUUUGGGCUUUUUGUUUCUACUUGCAUAAGAUAAAUAUACAUACGCACAUAGGAAGGGAAGAAACAAUUUAACAUUAAGCCCCCCAUAGUUUUAUAUUGGUUACAUAUUUUAUGAAUGAUUGUUUUUUCCAUAUUUAUAUGAAUUAUAUAUAUAUUAUAUUACGCAAUAUGCCUAAUACAAUAAACAUGUUAUACGUCGUUCA